Prorocentrum cordatum is the source of this 2450-nucleotide messenger RNA. NCBI's taxonomy places the organism in Eukaryota, Dinophyceae, Prorocentrales, Prorocentraceae. The record is from the annotation of a GenBank genome assembly.
GGUGCGCGGAGCACGGUCUCCUUGCGCUCCCUGGUCGCGCUCAGGGCACGCCACGGGGGCAUGGCCCCGACAGUGGCGCUGCCUUGCGGCCCUGUCCCUUCAGUCGCCGCUGCCGAAGCACGUCAACUGUCAGAGCUGUCCAACAAGGCGGGGGACAAGUUGGCAGCACAGCGUUACGACCUCAUGGCGAAGCACCUGGAGGCUGCGGACAAGCCGCCGCCCGAGCUGUCGGCACAUGCCCAGAUGCAGAAGGCGCACAAAGAAGUUCAGCAGCUUGAGUCUCGAGCUAAAAAGGACCUGCAGCGCCUCACGAAGGCCGAGGAGCAUGUCGCCGAGCUGGAGCUGUCGCUACGUGAGACUCGCGACCGCCUCAAGCUGGCGGAUGAGGAGUACAAGUCAGCGCUGGUUACGCUGCAGGCCGCGAAGGUCGAGCCCCAGAUGCAGACUGCCACGCUCAAGCUGGGUGACCUUGUCUCGGGCGAGUUCAGCAUCGAGUCCUCCAUCAACUGCGACGACCUCCUCGAGGAGUUUGCGGCCGGAGAGGUCGAGCUGGAGGAAGCGGACAGGAAGGAGUUCGAAUCUCGUCGGGCGGCGCUGGUGUCGGGAGUACAGGAGCUGGCGCAGAAAUUGUUCCAACAGGUUGCGGACAAUGGCAAGGAGGCUCGGUCUGCGCAUGAGGCGGUGCUCAAGCGGGCGCAGCAGUUUCCUGAUGGCGGUGGCGGUGCUCGCGGCCUCGGCGGCGGCGCUCGCCCCCCUGCCGCGGGCUCCAAGCGUGAGCAGAGGCUGGAGAAGCAGACGCAGGAGCUCACCAAGCGAGUGGAGCAGUUCUUUGCUGGUGGUGCCAAGGCCUCUGCCCAACAGGGCGGCGAGGGCGAUAGACCUGCAGCUGCGGCCAAAGAUGAGAAGGAGACGGGGGAUCCUUUGCGCGCGGAGGCCGCGCAGUUGGAGCUGGCCAUCGCUGCGCGCAAGAGCGAGCCGGCAUCUGCGGCCAAGGCGAUGCUGGAGGAGAACCUCCGUGGCGUCAGGGCGCAGAUUGAAGCCCGCAAGCCUGACCUCACGCAGCGCAAUAAUGUGGGGGACAGGCUCAACAGGUGCAAGGCGCGCCUGGUCAAGGUGGGGUCGGAGGUCACCGACAUCACUAAGAGGCUGGAUGAGCUGCAAAAGGAGAAGACGGAGUUGGUGCAGAAGCGCGACACCAUUCAGAAGGAAUGCGCUGAGCUCCAACGGCAGUUGGUUACUACGGUGCCACUUGGUGAGUCGCCUGCAGAUGACACUUUCGGCGUCCCUCAGGAGCUCCUGGAUGGCAAUGCGGAGAUCAAGGCGAUGGUGGACUCCGAACCGUUCAAGGAGUUCGCAAAGCUGUUCCGCCCCCACGUCACACCUGGAGCUCAACGUCCUGCGACGCCUGUGGCGCCACCUGAGGGCUCGGCUGGCGCGGCGCACGUGGACCAGCCAGUGCCAGCAGACGAGUUUGAUGACAUGUUCGUGGAUGAGCAGGCGGCUGACGACUUCUGGGAGAAGCACAAGGGCGACAAGAGGGCUAUCCUGGAGGCGAUCAUGGGGGCAAAUACCAAGAUUGAUUAUUUUCUCGCGCCCACGGCCUUCAGCAAGUUGGUGCAGGAGAUGGCCGCGUGGCCGCGCUCCCUGCACGGCCUAGAUGGACAGGAGGUGGAGUGGUCGCAGUUUGACAGUACGGGACUCUACCAGACUAGCCAGGCGGCUGAGCAGUUGCAGCUGGCGCUUCUGCCCAUCUUCGUGCCGAGGUUGGCCCAUGAGUGUUACAGCGAUUGUAUGAAUCUCGAAGUGAUAGACGCGCUGGCUCAACCAGAGCGUGGGAUUGGCCAGGCCAACUGGCGAGCAGAUCCUGAGGCCAAGAAGGCCAUCGAGCUGCACGCAGCAUUCGCAGCGGCGGCCAAGUCUUGUCUCGACUGCGCAGAGGGCUUCACCCUUUGCGCUGCGCUGCAGUCUCCUGCGCUGAGCCUGAAGAACAGGCGGAGGCGGAUAAGUUUAGUGACAUCUGGCAGCAAGGCAGUGGACUUGCUGAGUUCUGCAAAGGAGGUCAUUGGAGUUCUUUGUCGUGGAGCUCGUGCUCUGCAUGCGGCUGUCGCCCGCACCCUGCAGUGCAAGCUGGCCAUGGACAAGAUAGGCAUGGUUAGCAGCAGCAGCUUUGUUGCUCACAAGUUGGAGGAGUCCCUUGGCAGCUUGGUCGGCACAGCUUGCACGAGGGCCACCAACCUCGGCUCGGACUUCACUGCUGGUAGGCAUGCUCGACUGCAGGUGACGCGGCGUCUGCAGGCUAUUUAUUUCUUGAUCGGUGUCAGCUUUGUGGCGAAGCUAGAGACACUCUUUUUCACCGUCUCUAUGAAUGCCCUGCUGUGCAGCAGGAACGCGAUGCAGUUCUUCCUUUGUGGCUUCAAGAGGAAGCCCGCCAAGCUGGCCCUGACACUGAG